Gastrolobium bilobum is the source of this 1512-nucleotide messenger RNA. Its product is annotated as long-chain-alcohol oxidase FAO2-like. The transcript has a single exon. NCBI's taxonomy places the organism in Eukaryota, Viridiplantae, Streptophyta, Magnoliopsida, Fabales, Fabaceae. Bases 4 to 1512 code for a protein of 502 amino acids. Gene Ontology annotation, molecular function: flavin adenine dinucleotide binding; nucleic acid binding; oxidoreductase activity, acting on CH-OH group of donors. The record is from RefSeq and is a predicted model, not a curated record.
GCAAUGGGGUACAAAGUGGACACAAGGGAAAAGUUCAAACGAAAGGAGAGGCUUCUUCAAGAGGGAUUAAUAGAGACUAUGUACGAAACUGAUUCUACUUUAGUCCAAUCCCUCACUGAGAAAGGCCUUGAAGUCACUGAAGAUGUAAAGCAGAACAUGUACAAGGUCAAAUGUGAUGUUGUCAUUAUCGGUUCUGGUUGUGGUGGAGGAGUUGCAGCUGCAGUUCUUGCAAACUAUGGUCGGAAAGUAAUAGUACUAGAGAAAGGAGAAUAUUUUGUUGCCAAUGAUUAUUCUUCUUUACAUGGUCCAUCCAUGACUGCGCAAUAUGAAUCAGGUGGACUUAUGCCAAGUCUUGAGGGGAAGUUGAUGAUUUUGGCUGGCUCAACAGUGGGUGGAGGCUCUGCUAUAAACUGGUCUGCAUGCAUCAGAACACCUGAUCCUGUUCUGAGGGAAUGGUCUCAAAAAUAUAAAAUCCCAUUUUUGAGAAGCUCUAAUUAUCAAUCAACCAUGGACACCGUGUGCAGAAGGAUUGGUGUGACAGAGAAAUGCAACAAGGAAAGCUUUCAAAAUCAAAUUCUCAGACAAGGAUGCGAGAAAACUGGUUUAAAAGUUGAGUCAGUUGCAAUAAAUUCUUCAGCAGAUCACUAUUGUGGUUCAUGUUAUUAUGGUUGUAGAAUAGGAGAUAAAAAGGGCACGGACACCACUUGGUUGGUUGAUGCUGUUGGAAAUGGUGUAGUGAUCCUCACUGCAUGUAAAGCUGAGUUGCAUUAUAAUACAACCCAUCAUUCUUCCAUUGGCAUGAGUCCCUUCCAAGCAUUAUAUGGGAGGUUACCUACACUGAUUCCUCAUUAUCAUCAAGGCUUGGUGAGGGUAGAAGCUGUAGAUUCCAGUUUGACUCAUCACAAUGAAUUGCUAGCUCAAUUGAAGAAUCAUUUGCAAGGAGCUCACAAUAGGAUGAAGGUGCAAGCAGAUAAGCAUAGGAAGGACAUCUCUUUUGCUGUAGGGGAUUUGGUCCUUGUGAAGCUGCAGCCUUACAGGCAGCUCACGGUUGCAAAAAGACAUAACCAGAAAUUAUCAAAGAGGUAUUUUGGUCCUUUCCUUGUUGUUCGAAUUCUGAGUCUCGUAGCUUGCCAAUUACAGCUGCCACAGGGUAGCAAAAUACACUCAUCUUUUCAUGUUUUGGUCUUGAAACCCUUCAAGGGUGAUCACCCUAAUUUGGUUCCAACUUUACCGAUUUUCAAUAAUGGCAAUUGCCCUGUUCAAGAACCUGCUGCUUUUCUUAUGUCACGCAAGGUUUCAAGCAAAAAAAAAAUUUCUGGCACUCAAUACUUGAUCCAGUGGUCUCAUGCUUUACAAGAGGAUGCCAUUUGGGAGAAUAAGCAGGACCUUAAACAAUACUACCCUCAUUUGAACCUUGAGGACAAGGUUGCUUUGCAAGAUGGGGAUAACGAUACGAAGAGGAGAAGUGGAGCCCCUAGUUGGGUAAAAGAUUUUGUGAUAAAUAUUCAUUAG